Molecule: messenger RNA, 579 nt
Organism: Trypanosoma brucei brucei TREU927
Lineage: Eukaryota; Euglenozoa; Kinetoplastea; Trypanosomatida; Trypanosomatidae
Exons: 1
Coding region: 1-579 (192 amino acids)
Source: RefSeq, a predicted model, not a curated record
AUGGGUGACUUUACCCGAGAAGAUGAGUACCAGUUGGACACCCUUCGAGCUGCGAGGGACUGCGGUAACUUAUCACCCGGAGAGUUUGAGUCACUUCAGUACCUGGAAAGGAAGUAUGAUGCCUUCAUCGAAGAUGGUAUACGCAAAUUAGAGAGAAUGGCUCCCCAGAGUGCAAGGAGGGAACAUAUGUUGCCUUUUGUUUUCAUCUCAUGGCCUGCUUUGUGGUCACUUCUAACACUGUUACUUGUUACGUUCUACCUAUUAACUUAUGGACAACAGGGAAUUCUCGUGCAGACCCUUCUGAGGUGGCAGGUGUGUCUUGCUGCUCUAAUGCUGCUUGCAAGCACACCACUCACGUUUACGCGUUGCCGCGAUCGCAGAUUCGUAGAAGUGGGCGUACUAGUGGCCUUCAUGAUGUUCAGUGGCGUAUUUAUGCUGACAUCAUUGUGGGUUAUUCACCAUCUCCGUAGCUUGUCGGACUCGGAGUGGGACAUCAACACAUGUGUCAUCGUUGGAGUAGCGAAUUCCUCUCUUAUGCUCCUCUCAGGUUUGUUGCUAAUGAAGGUUCUUGAGAUGUAA